Cucurbita pepo subsp. pepo (vegetable marrow) is the source of this 1390-nucleotide messenger RNA. RefSeq names its product cyclin-dependent kinase inhibitor 3. NCBI's taxonomy places the organism in Eukaryota, Viridiplantae, Streptophyta, Magnoliopsida, Cucurbitales, Cucurbitaceae. Gene Ontology annotation, biological process: negative regulation of cyclin-dependent protein serine/threonine kinase activity. The record is from RefSeq and is a predicted model, not a curated record. Gene Ontology annotation, cellular component: nucleus. Gene Ontology annotation, molecular function: cyclin-dependent protein serine/threonine kinase inhibitor activity.
UCCUCUUCCCCUGAAUCUCUUCUUUCUCUCUCUAAACCAGAGUUUCUUCUCUCUCUUCUUCUUCUUCCAUUUUCCCAUUCUGGGCUCUGCAACUUUCCCUUCAAUCCCUUCUCGUUUGGGGCCGUUUUUCGCAGCGUGUCUCUGUUUUUGCCUCUGUUUUCAUGAGAGCUUGCGAUUAGGUGGAAUUAAUGGGGAAGUACAUGAGGAAAACCAAGUCAUUAGGCAAAGUUGCGGUCAUGGAGGUUUCGCAGACCUCUUUUGGGGUUUUGACUAGGGCUAAGACUCUUGCCUUGCGUCGCCUACAGCAAUCUCCGACGCCGUCCCCGUCUCUGCCGUCUUCGGUUGCCUCUGGUUCUUAUCUCCAGCUUCGGAGCCGGCGGCUUGUGUUUUCCGGCUAUGAAUCUAAGAGGCAGAAGCAAAACCCUAAAGAAGACGGCUGCACGAGAAACCCUAGCCCUAGGGUGAGUUCUAGUUUGAGGCCGGCCAUGCCGGAAAGGUCUGUCACGCUUGGCCGUGUUAAUGAUGAAGGGGAUCAUACGGCGGAGGAGGCAGAGAAAUCCGUUGCGAAAAUUGCUGAAAUUCUUGCGAGGGGGAGCAAGAAUGAGAUUGUUGAUUUGGGUAUCGAAGAGGCCUCGUUUGGGGAAAAUUUUUUGGAUUAUGAAAGUAGAGACAGGAGCACUAGGGAAUCAACACCCUCCAGUUUGAUAAGGAAUCCCGACAUUAUCCGAACACCCAGUUCGACUAUCAGGCCAACAUCGAGCGCAAUCGAAACUAACCAUAGAAAUCGUUACUCAUUGAAUCGACACAUGCCGACAGCUCAUGAAAUGGACGAGUUUUUUGCUCUUGCUGAAGAAAAGCAGCAACGUUACUUCAUUGAGAAGUACAACUUCGAUCCCGUGAAAGAUAUGCCACUUCCAGGCUGCUACGAAUGGGAGAAGUUGCAACCAUAGAAGAUUAUAGCGAGUCGUUCCAUCAGGACUUCGUGUCUGCUUAUUUUCGACAGAUCCCGGGCUUAGAUUUUCGACGUAGGAGGAGGAAUUAGUCUAACCUUAAAGGAUGAUGGUGGUAUUUCCUUUUUCCAUUAUCCUUAUUAACUUGUAAAGGAGUAGUAAGACCUCUCAAAACCCAAAAAAGAAGAAAGAAAAGGAACCCCAAAAAGAACAUAACAGAGGUUAUGAGUCUGACACUAAAUACCCAUCAAAGUUCAUUGUCUAUCAAGCCAUGUUACUGAGAGGGGAAGGAAAAGAGGGUCUAGUAGUUUAGUUAGUUCAGGCAACUAGGAAACUCUGUGGUACAGAUAAUUUACUUAGGAUUUUUUUUUCUUCCCCACUUUGUACUGAUGGAACUACAAAUCAACAACCUGUGGAAUAAAAUACUAACCCUUUGUGUC